Colletotrichum godetiae is the source of this 1326-nucleotide messenger RNA. Its product is annotated as Alpha/Beta hydrolase protein. NCBI's taxonomy places the organism in Eukaryota, Fungi, Ascomycota, Sordariomycetes, Glomerellales, Glomerellaceae. The record is from RefSeq and is a predicted model, not a curated record. Gene Ontology annotation, molecular function: hydrolase activity. Bases 63 to 1118 code for a protein of 351 amino acids. The transcript is spliced from 2 exons.
AGUGCCAUCAUUGAUUGCAUCCACACUCGUUUUCGGCAGUCGUUCUUUGAGUCUGGAUCAAGAUGAGCGCCGUCACUAAGUUUGGGUUUGAGUAUCAGACUGCCAUUAUCAAUGGCGUCGAGUAUAACUACAUUCACGCCGAGCCGGCAGGCAAGGUACUGGGCACAAUCUUCCUCAUCCACGGGUGGCCCGAUAUGUCCCUGGGAUGGCGCAACCAGAUUCCUUACCUCCUGUCCAAGGGCCUCCGGGUCAUUGCUCCUGACAUGAUGGGAUACGGAGGUACCGAUGCGCCCGCCGACGUCGACUUCUACACAUUCAAGCGCGCCUCAGAUGACAUUGCCGCCCUCGCCAGCCACCUCGGCCUCUCGCGCAUCAUCCUUGGCGGCCACGACUGGGGCGGAGCGGUCGUCUACCGCGCAGCCCUCUGGCACCCGGAGCUGAUCUCGGCCUUCUUCGUCAUCAGCACCCCCUUCGCGCCCCCGCGUCUGGCAUACGUCGAUCAGGCCACCGCGCUGCCCACACUGCACUACCAGCUACAGUUCCGCACCGAUGCCGUCCAGGACUACAUUGGCCUCGGCGACGUCCAGAACGCCACCCGCGUCCGCCAGAUCCUCAACACAAUCUACGGCGUCAGGCUGCCUAGCGGCGCAUCGGCCUUCAACUCCAGCGGUGCCGGAUUCGACUUUGACUUGCUCGAUGGUGUGACGACGGACACGUCGUUGCUCAGCGAGGAGGAGCUCGACUACUACGUGGAGAACUAUGCCGGGAGCGACCCGUUCAACAGGACGCUCAACUGGUACCGCACCGGCGAGCUCAACUGGCAGGACGAGCUCGCGCUUGUCCCUAGCAAUACUACCGCAUACACGGCCAAGUACUCGCAGCCUGCGCUGUACAUUGGCGGUUCUCUCGACUCGGCGCUUCCUCCGAUUUUGUCGACGGGUAUGGAGACGUACUUUGAUAGCUUGUCCAGGGGCGAGGUGAAUGGCACGCACUGGGUCAUGUGGGAGAAGCCCGAGGAUGUGAACAGCUAUGUUGGUAACUGGUUGAGCAGCUCACUAUUGGGAAAUUUGAGUAUCGGUGUGAAUGCCACGGCUGGGAGCGCUCUGGCUCUGCUGUGAUCGGUGAGAUGUCGGUAGAGGGCCUGGCCUCUGAAAGGACAAUGAUGCGUAUGACCAUAAAAAUCAGCAUUUAAUAGAAGAAUCUUACCAUGACUCAAUCUCAAUCCCAAGAAGCGCCGCUGUGAAGUCUGAACGCAAUUGAUCGCCUGAACUCAUGAUUUGAAGUCAUCAACGCUGCAUCUAAUGGUGGGGUGAGGGAUGUGCGAUG